CACGUGAUCAAUGUGAAAUGUUUGAACGCGUCGUGCCGGUCACUGUCCACUUAUAACGCUGCCGGGUUUGCUGUUUUCAACAAGUACGAGUUCGGAAAAUCGAACGUUUUAACUCUGGAUAGUAGCAGUUGCGAACAUCACCGUAUUCACAAUGAUUAGAGCACAAACUGUCGUGGCUCGUACACCAAGUGCGCUUCUUGCUUCUCUUGAUCGUUUUCAUUUGCAGUCCAAAGCGAAAGGUGGUACGCUCCUCUUUGCCCUUUCUGCUCCCUCAGAUACUCUGUCUGUCAUAACAUCACAUUUAAAAUCACAUUUUCCUCGCCACAUCGGAUGCCUAUCGUCCCCGCUACCGGCGUACCGUUCGCACAUCAUGUGUGCUAUUGCUCUGCUAGAUGGGAUUGCAUUCCGAUCGACGAUUGCCGGUCGCGCUGAUCCUCAGGUUGGCCGAUGGCAUGCCGCAAGGCACUCAAGUACACGACAACUACCCGCAGCACAGUCGAACGUUUUCGGGGAAUUUAACGGAGAUUCGGGCCGAAUUAACUGGGAGGACAUAUGGGAUAGGAGCGCCAUGUCUGCUCAGGAGAUGAUUCCCGUGGAGCUGAGAACGGCGAGACCUGAAGACGUGUCUUCUAUAUUGUAUUUCUCGGACAAAGCCCCGGAAGGCAUUGCGAAGGCACUGAAGGCAAAUUUUCCGCAUUCACAUGAGCUAGGUUUUUUGGCGUCAUCGACUCCUUUCAUCACAGGUCGACCAGUGACGCUUUUCCACGAUGGCGAGAUAUACUCAGAUGGAGCAAUCGGGAUUGCCCUUCAGCCUUCUCUGGGUCAUACAUCACUAACAGUCGAACUUCCUGGUUUGGUCGAUCUGACUCCGGAUUUGCAAAUAACAAGCUCUGAGGGGAAUCUCAUACUCACGGUUGAUAAUGGAAACCCUACACGUCUCCUCCUUGCUGCAAUGAACAAACAUGGCCUCGACGGUCGUGACGCCCUGCUCAAGGACGAUGAGUUCUAUGUUGGCGUCAUGAAUGACGGCAAGGUAGAACGAUUACAUCGUAUAACUUCAGGUGACCCUUCACGCGGCACCAUUGCCCUCGGGACAAUGAAUGCACCACCGCAGGACUCCAUCAUAAGAAUGCUCUAUUUGCCACGGAGGGAUGAAGUAACCCUGAACUUGGAUGGAAACAUGUCCAUUUCGUUCAUCGCGACACCUGACUCCUUUGGUGAUGCGCCUCCAUCCUCAGUCCUUGACAACGACGUCCUGGUUAUUGAUGGACAUUUUGUUGCUGUGUCUGAGAAUGGGUUUAUGUUGAGAAGAGGCGCCAAGGAGGAAGGCUGGACCUGUACGUUGCCUGGUGGGCAGGCCCGCCUGCGUUGGACAUGAAACAAGCUACGGCUGAUGUUGGGCCCUUCUUUUAGUUUACCUAUAUGCAGAGCCUCCCUAUUGACUUUCUGUUUGUUAAACUGUUUUUAUUUUGUCUCGUCAUUGUCUACGGUACUUCACCUUUGAUGACAAUACUGCACGUUGCAAGUUG
Messenger RNA from Suillus subalutaceus, 1529 nucleotides. RefSeq lists its product as uncharacterized. NCBI's taxonomy places the organism in Eukaryota, Fungi, Basidiomycota, Agaricomycetes, Boletales, Suillaceae. The record is from RefSeq and is a predicted model, not a curated record. Bases 152 to 1378 code for a protein of 408 amino acids. The transcript has 6 exons.